GUGUCGGUUCUCCUGUAGAAUGCCCCCUCCCUGGAUGUGUAGUCCGGAGUCACCUUCAUAUCCUGGUGACAGCCCGGGGUCCCAGAUUAUUCCCGCCGCCGUUGUAUGUCCGCAGUCUCUGGUCAUCUCAUGUACUAUGUCCGCAGUCUCUGGUCAUCCCCUGUACUGUGUCCGCAGUCUCUGGUCAUCUCCUGUACUAUGUCCGCAGUCUCUGGUCAUCUCCUGUACUGUGUCCGCAGUCUCUGGUCAUCUCCUGUACUGUGUCCGCAGUCUCUGGUCAUCUCCUGUACUGUGUCCGCAGUCUCUGGUCAUCCCCUGUACUGUGUCCGCAGUCUCUGGUCAUCUCCUGUACUAUGUCCGCAGUCUCUGGUCAUCUCCUGUACUGUGUCCGCAGUCUCUGGUCAUCUCCUGUACUGUGUCCGCAGUCUCUGGUCAUCUCCUGUACUGUGUCCGCAGUCUCUGGUCAUCUCCUGUACUGUGUCCGCAGUCUCUGGUCAUCUCCUGUACUGUGUCCGCAGUCUCUGGUCAUCUCCUGUGCUAUGUCCGCAGUCUCUGGUCAUCUCCUGUACUAUGUCCGCAGUCUCUGGUCAUCGCCUGUACUAUGUCCGCAGUCUCUGGUCAUCUCCUGUACUGUGUCCGUAUUUGUUCA
Molecule: messenger RNA, 649 nt
Organism: Staurois parvus
Lineage: Eukaryota; Metazoa; Chordata; Amphibia; Anura; Ranidae
Source: the annotation of a GenBank genome assembly